AUGGAACCUACUUUUCCAAUACUAAAACUCCCCAAGAAUGUCAUCGUCCACGUGCUCGAAGGCAUAGAUUUCACUCAACUAUUGAUUUUCUCCCUAGUCUCAUCAAAAACCAAACAACUUGUGACGUCAUUAGGCAUAGAAGCCCGUGAUAUUGACAUCGGCAUUAACCGUAAAAUUAGUAUAAACGUGCACUCUACGAAAUCCUAUUCGUCUCUGAAUUUUUAUGACGAUUCGAAUGAUCAGAAUGAGUUAUCACUCGUAGAUAUCAAUAUCCCAGUUGCUGCUACUUUUCAAUAUCAAUACACAAGAAUUCAAACAUCAGCUCCAUUAUUAAGUUUCAACAAUUGGUUGAAUCACAUUCGGACAAUAUUCUCUUAUACCAAACCACUGAAUGUGUACUUUUGUCAAGGCUGUGAGCGAUUUGAAGUUCAAUCGCUGAAAAAUGCUCUUGGAAAUAUCAAUACGCUAUUUCUGACUGUACCGACUGACGAUUCGAGCAGGAAAAUUUUGAAAUGUUUCGAUUCCUCAAGUGAAUUGUUUCUGAAUAGGAACCCAUUUGAAGAUACUUGUCAGAUUCAACAAAUCUUAAUUUCAAACUGCGAAAUUCUCAGAUUUGUUGACGAAUACUCACUGGAUGACAUGUUACUGAUCAAUAGUGAAAAAGUCAAAUUUUAUCGUUCUGCAACUCAGAAGCAGUUCAACCAAUUCCUCAAACACUGGAUCCGUGGAUCGAAUCCAAGACUGCGACGCAUGUCUCUGUUAAUCACUGGUCUUGUCGACGGAGAAGUGUAUUUAAAAGGAAUCAGAUGCAUGAGGAUGAGCAAAGCUGCAAAAAGGGAAAUCCGUCGAAAACACAACCUGUCAGAUUUUCUCCAUAUGAUUCAAAUAAAACGGAACGACGGGACAGCUGCAGUGGUUGCGAGCGAAAAAUCAGUAGAUAUGCACUAUGUUCGUUUCAUUGUGUUGCACUAA
Messenger RNA from Caenorhabditis remanei, 972 nucleotides. RefSeq lists its product as uncharacterized. The coding region runs from base 1 to 972 and encodes 323 amino acids. The transcript has 2 exons. The record is from RefSeq and is a predicted model, not a curated record. Gene Ontology annotation, molecular function: protein binding. NCBI's taxonomy places the organism in Eukaryota, Metazoa, Nematoda, Chromadorea, Rhabditida, Rhabditidae.